AGCUGGUAGCAUCGCUGAAACCACAGAGCUGGUUCCUGGCUUAUGAAAACCUUCUUUUAUGUAAAAACAACAUGUACUCCAAGUACUAGGAUUUAUUUACCGUCACGUGGCGCAGGCAGCAGGCCUCCAUCAUCGGGAUCAACUGCUGACAGUCCAAGUACAGAAUAAACCAUGAAGAAGAAAAGCAGACGUCCAAGGUCAUGUGAGACUUCACGACAGACCAGCAGGACACAGAUGACAGCGAGCGUCAGUGAGGAGAAGAGGACAUCUGGAAACAGAGGGAGACCUCGAAAGACUGUUCCUGUCACCACAGACAAUUUUUACCAUGGUACCGCUGCAACAGACAAGACUGUUAACUUAGACUUCAGUGUGAGAGCUGCUGACGCCACACAGAAACAUCCAGAGAGCAAGUCGAGGUCUUCAGCCAGACUAUCCACUGCUAUCUGCCGGCUCUGCCAUGGAAAGUUCUCUCCACGCAGCCUGCGGCACGCCUUCAACAGGUGGUCUCAAGAUUCCAUCGAUAUUGUUGACGAUGAGUCAGACGCCGCGGCCCCGUCACCCCUUUUAUUCCACACAGAUUUCCAGCAACUGGUCGGGGUCCAGUUGAACCGUGACCCCCGUUUAUCAGAGUUUAUCUGCAAGAAAUGCCAUGCCAAGUUCUACAAGUGCCACAGCAUCCUGAUCAGGUUUCUGCAAAGAGUCAAUCUCCCGCCAGUUGGGAAAGAGAACCUCAAAAGCCGGAAGAGAGCAAAGUGUCCCGAGUCAUCAGUAAAUCAAGGUUCAAUAACACCACCGUCCUUUACCUCGGACUCUAAGUGCCUCCACAGUCUGGUGUCCUGGGCUCACCACCACGGAGAGGCCUGCCGCUCCUGCCCCGACCUGAAGGAGGUGCUGAAGGGCCAGUGCUGGGGCUCUGUUAAGGCCGUGUGGGGUUGUGUUGACGGUCACAGAUACAUCAUGGACACUCAGUGCACCACUACUACUAAUCCAGGUUACACAAUGAACUUUAGCAGUGGAGUGUUAGGGAGUGGCAAUGGCGAUGGAGUGAUGUCAGAGGAGGAUGAACUGGAGCAGGAGGAGGAGGAAGAUGAAGUAGAACAGCCCAGUGGGAAUGGAAGGACCCCAGGUGGAAGUAUAAGCACUCUGGAUCAACACAGUCCACCAACAGUCAUGGCACAGACUCAGAGCUCAGCACUGGUUGACUGGGCCAGCAACACUGAAGAUUUUACAGGUCAUGAGGAGCCUUUGUCUCCUGCUCUGGCCCAGCUGGAGACAGGACAGCUGACAGUGAUGUGUCUGACAGGGUCAUCUCUGAGGAUGAAUUUGAGGAGAGUAGAAAAGGAGGGUUGUCAGACGACGAGCUGUUCGAGCCGUACUCAGACAAGAGAAGAGGAGCUGCCCACAAUCUACAAGUGUCCGUAUCAGGGUUGUACCGCUGUGUAUCGAGCUCCUGACGGUUUGAAGGCUGCAACAAGGUUGUUCAUGAUCGACUGCUACCUGCAGCGACACGUCAAGCUCAUCCACACAGGUGAGGUCAACAAAGGUUUUAGGAAGAGGAACUACAUCUGUGACCAGUGUGGUCAGACCUUCAAACAGAGUGACGCAUGCUCUUCAAGUUCACUUGCAGAUGAGGGCAUUCAGGAGCCUACAGCCACUGAUUUUCCAUCAUAUUGUACAGUGGAGAUCAACGCCCGCCCCUCACCCCUUUUAUUCACACAGAUUUUCCAGCAACUGUGUGGUCCAGUAACCGUGACCCCCGUUUAUCGAGGGUUUAUCUGCAAGAAAUGCCAUGCCAAGUUCUACAAGUGCCACAGCAUCCUGAUCAGGUUUCUGCAAAGACACCACCGUCCUUUUACCUCGGACUCUAAGUGCCUCCACAGUCUGGUGGUGUCCUGGCUCACCACCACGGAGAGGCCUGCUGCCUGCUCCUGCCCCGACCUGAAGGAGUCUCCACACAGUCAUGGCACAGACUCAAGCUCAGCACUGGUUGACUGGGCCAGCAACACUGAAGAUUUUACAGGUCAUGAGGAGCCUUUGUCUCCUGCUCUGGCCCAGCUGGAGGACAGGACAGCUGACAGUGAUGUGUCUGACAGGGUCAUCUCUGAGGAUGAAUUUGAGGAGAGUAGAAAAGGAGGGUUGUCAGACGACGAGCUGUUCGAGCCGUACUCAGACAAGAGAGCUCGCAGGGUGACUGUCUCCAACAAGAGAAGACGAAGCCCAAAGGCCCCAGAGGAGCCAAAAAUCAAAAAGAAACCUGGACCCAAACCUGGCUGGAAGAACAAGUUCAAACCUAAAGGAGAGGAGCUGCCCAACAUCUACAAGUGUCCGUAUCAGGGUUGUACCGCUGUGUAUCGAGCUCCUGACGGUUUGAAGAAGCACAUCAAGGAACAUCAUGAGGAGGUGAGAGAGCGACCCUGCCCCCAUCCUGGCUGCAACAAGGUUUUCAUGAUCGACCGCUACCUGCAGCGACACGUCAAGCUCAUCCACACAGAGGAGAGGAACUACAUCUGUGACCAGUGUGGUCAGACCUUCAAACAGAGGAAGCAUCUCUCAGUUCACCAGAUGAGGCAUUCAGGAGCCAAGCCACUGCAGUGUGAGGUGUGUGGCUUCCAGUGUCGACAACGAGCGUCACUAAAAUACCACAUGACCAAACACAAGGCAGAGGCCGACCUGGAGUUUGCAUGCCUGAUAUGUGGGAAGCGUUUUGAGAAACCCCACAACCUGAAUGUCCAUAUGUCCAUGGUCCACCCACUGACUCAAGUUGAGGCUCAGAGAGGCGGCAGCCAGCAGCAGCAGCCGUAUUCUGACUUGCACACCAUCACACUGACCGGGGAGGUGGUUCCGCAGGACCAGGACAGAUGACAGCAGGGAGUUCAGGUCCAGGUCUGCUGCAGGGGUACAUAAACUGUGGGACAGGGACCAGUUCUGACAACCUGUACUGUGGUUUUCAUUUCUUUACAUUCACUUCAUGGACUGGGAUGGGACCCGAAACAGAAGUUUCAUUUUAGUGGAUAGUGACCAAUCUACUGACAGUUAGCAUCAAGCCACCUCAUGGUCGGCUGUGAUUCUUAUUCCAGAAUGAAUUUAUUUCAUUGUCAGGACAAUUUCCGACCAAGGAAACCACAUGUUUAGGUUUUAGCUUGUUUUGGGGGAACACGUGUAUCACUGACAGGCGCUGCAGUGUAACCUGAUGCUUGAGAGUGAAGGCUGUAACUUUGUCACAGUAAGAUAUAUUCUACUAACAGAUUUUAAGAAAUUCAAAGUUGUAAUCCUUAAAAUUUUAUUUCGGUCUGAUUUGGUGACCCCUGUUGCUACCAUGGUAACAUGGUAAUACUACUCUCAAUGAGUAGUUACUUAGAAAUACAACAGAAGAGCAGCUGGUUUUUCUGUUUACAGAGCAGCCAGGCAAACAUUUAGUUAAGUCUGCACACAGUGCCAGUAGUUUGUUACUUGGCUGAGGAGUUGGACGUAUAUGGCAACUCUUUAUCUAACAGCUCGCUGUGGCUGCUCCUGACUCUUCAUUACCCCGAACAGUUUUCACAAUGAAUCUGAUGUCUAAAAACAACCAAAAUGACUCGUUCUGUAGACGCAUUUUUGAUGAACAGUUGCAGUCAGCACUGUGACAAAUACACUGUUUCCUGUCACUGCUUCACAAUAAAAGUCAACCGGCGUUUCCACCGCUGAAUGCUUUUAAUGUGAAGCAUUAGCAGUAGGAAAUAUUGGGUUUGUAUUUGCAGUAACUUAAUAUCUCUGAUGUGUUCAAAGGCUGCAAGGCUGAUAUCAACAAAACUGAAUUACAUACAUAUAGAUAAUUACAGUGUUCAUAUAUUGAAUGGCUAUUGCUGAAAAAACAUGAAUAGUAUCAAAAAAUUUGACUGAAUUAAAAUUUUAUGGAUUAUAAUUUUUUAAAGAAACAACCACUUCUGGUGCCUCUGAUACAGAUUAUUUUACACUGCCUAUGAACCAAAUGGAGCUUUUUAUUUCAGAGCAGCAGCCACGUAUUAAUGACUGUGUAACCUACAUAGAUGCAGUUUUAAUUCCUAUAAUGUGAUACUCUUGUUAUCCAAAUACAUGUAAAAAAUGGCCUGUUACCUCCUCACAGUGCAAAAUGAUUUCCAAGAACAUACGGUUCAGUUUUCUUAGGUGAGUUUUUUGUUCUUAAGUUAUUACAGUGCUCAGUACAUUUUUAAGAGUUUAUCUCUGUAUUGUAAACAACAAAAAGGGCUUCAGAUGUACAUGUGUAAAGUUGUGUGUGCAUUAUGUACAAAAAGACGUAAAUAAAAUGUAGGCGUUUUUUACAAAGCUGAGUAUCAACACUUUUUUAGACUUUACAGUGAAGUAAAUAUUACUGAGGAACAUGUUUCUGUUGGAUUGCAGCAGCAAAGAACCACCAAACAGAACCGAGUGUAUAGUCAGUUACAAUGACCGUCAAAGAGACACCUCUAAAGCUCAGGGGAGCGGAUAAGUCUUUAGCCAGAUUCUCUGCCUC
Messenger RNA from Seriola dumerili (greater amberjack), 4489 nucleotides. It is a transcript of the gene znf276, whose product is annotated as zinc finger protein 276. The transcript has 20 exons. The record is from RefSeq and is a predicted model, not a curated record. Lineage: Eukaryota; Metazoa; Chordata; Actinopteri; Carangiformes; Carangidae. Gene Ontology annotation, biological process: regulation of DNA-templated transcription. Gene Ontology annotation, molecular function: DNA-binding transcription factor activity, RNA polymerase II-specific; zinc ion binding; RNA polymerase II cis-regulatory region sequence-specific DNA binding. Gene Ontology annotation, cellular component: nucleus. The coding region runs from base 172 to 2862 and encodes 896 amino acids.